Messenger RNA from Trypanosoma brucei brucei TREU927, 1656 nucleotides. RefSeq lists its product as hypothetical. Gene Ontology annotation, cellular component: cytoplasm. Gene Ontology annotation, biological process: protein ubiquitination; Ras protein signal transduction. Gene Ontology annotation, molecular function: zinc ion binding; ubiquitin protein ligase activity. The coding region runs from base 1 to 1656 and encodes 551 amino acids. The record is from RefSeq and is a predicted model, not a curated record. Lineage: Eukaryota; Euglenozoa; Kinetoplastea; Trypanosomatida; Trypanosomatidae. The transcript has a single exon.
AUGAGUGUCACCGGCUUCGGUGAUGUUGUUGUAUCUUUUGAUGCGGAAGGUGUUGUAGUUGUUGGGCUAACUUAUGAGCGUUCAAAUGCGACACAGUGGUUGCUGCUCCCGGAAAUUCCCGUUGAAGUCCCUCUUGUUAAGGUUCUUCGUGAUCUUGAGGAAUCUGGUGCUUCUCGACAACGGUCACCUGGUCGAAUGAGGGGAGAAGGAGUUAAAGGAGAUGUUUGUUUGCCAGACAGUGAAGUUGGAUCACCUUGUAACGCGUGCGGUGUUAAUAACAUUCGUAGUGAUUGUUGCAUUUCUGUUGCUCGUGUGGGGCACAUUCCGGAACGAAAUCGCGCAUACUGUUUGCUUUUGGAGUUGUCAUCUUCUUCUGAUGCCGCUGAUGUGCAAAGAGAUCUGCUGCACGUCGAGUGGGCUAAUGGGCCCUUGUGUGCACCGCAGUUUUUGCAGUCCGUCGGCCGUAUAAUGAGGGUGGAGCAUGAAGGGCGUGAUGCCGCAUGCGUGAGCAACUGCGCGGGUUGGCGGACACAAGUGUCUACGGACAAUGCGGAAGAUGUUUGCCUACGUGUCCUUUGCAGUGUGUCGUGCGGUGUUGAUGGGGCGUCAUCUCGGCGGCAGUUGGAAAGUGAAAAGGAGAUAUCUAGCGUUGCGCUCCGGAGAGACGCUCCUCUAGCACCGAUAGAAGAGUUUUGCCCCAUCUGCCGUGAGGAAAUCGCAUCUGGAAGAACGUGCGUUGUUACUAUGUGCACCCACGUCUUCCACCUUGUUUGCCUCAUGAAGCACUUAGAAGAUGUUAGUUCAUAUUGCCCUCUUUGUCGUUUUUCGAUGUCGUCUCUUGAAACUAAGUGCAACGCGUGUGGAACGUGCCAGGACUUGUGGAGUUGUUUAGUUUGCGGUUGGGUGGGAUGUGGUAAGGGGCGGCACGGACAUAGCAUACGGCACUUCCACAGCACAGGGCACUCGUGUGCCGUGCAGAAUAGCACUUCACGCAUAUGGAACUAUCGCGCCAGCACAUUUCUCCACCACCAACUAGCUAUGGAAUUGGGUUACGAAGACGACGCAAGGGCGGAGCGUGCUGCAGCGCAGGAGGAGGGCAGGUCGGCCCUCUCUGUUCGUCACAGCGGGGAAAAACCCAGGGUCAGUGCUUCAUCCUAUUGGCGCAGUAGGUGGUGGUGGGACGAAAAGGAAGAGGAAGCUGCACAAGAGCUCAAUGGCGACUAUGUGCGGGAGUAUUAUCUCCGUGUAAUGGAGGAACUCAUGCAGGAACAGGCGGACUAUUUUGAGGGGCGUACAAUGGUGGAGGGAGAGAAUGCGGCUGUACCCAUCGGGACAUGGAAGAAGCUGCAAAGCGCAGAACGGCGUCAACGGCGUAGUCUUGCUUCGAGGUACAUUGCUGGUUUGCGCCGUAUUGCGCUACACAGCCAGAUGGCCGUCAACAAUUUUGUGAAGCAGGAGGUCUUAUGGAGGGAUUCGUUGCGUGAAGAGUUAUUACUCCAAUCGCAUACCAACCAAGGCCUGAAUGCCAGGAUAUCGAGCUUAGGAGCGAAUAUCGACAAGGCCAGACAGCGUGGCGAACAGCAGGUUGCGUUAAAGGAAGAGGAGUUAAGGGAUCUGCAGGGGAGACUUGAGAGUUUGAUGAGGGAUUUGGAGUGA